Messenger RNA from Brassica oleracea var. oleracea, 1463 nucleotides. RefSeq names its product F-box/kelch-repeat protein At3g13680-like. The transcript has a single exon. Gene Ontology annotation, molecular function: protein binding. NCBI's taxonomy places the organism in Eukaryota, Viridiplantae, Streptophyta, Magnoliopsida, Brassicales, Brassicaceae. The coding region runs from base 179 to 1309 and encodes 376 amino acids. The record is from RefSeq and is a predicted model, not a curated record.
UUCAAUUUUUCCUUUUCAGUUAUACAAACCAAACGCGGUUCUCGUUUCCUUAUUAGCUCCUAGCGCUAUUAAUAUAAAGAGGACACGAUCGAGUAGAGAGAAGAAAGAAGAAGAAGAAGAUUAACAUAGUUUAUAUACAGCAAACAAACAAGCAAGUUACGUUAAGAAGGUGGAUAGGAUGAAAACAAUAAUGGAUCUUCCAGAGGUUCUGUUAACAGAGGAGAUAUUGGCUAGGGUUCCAUUGAAUUCUAUAAAAUCAGUGCGAUCUACUAGCAAAAAGUGGAACAGUUUAUCUAAAAAGAUGAUUAUCGGUAAAGCCGCAGAAAGGAAGCAGCAGUUCAUUACGGAGGGAUUCGUGAUAAAGGAUCAGAGGGUUUGUUUUAUGAAAUUCAAUCUCCAAGGAAUCCGCAUCUACCAAAACUCUGUUCAUCCGUGCAGCAGCAAUGAACAAGUAAGUAUACUUGAUCAAAUCGACAUAUCUAAAGUCAUUCACUGUGACGGCUUAUUACUAUGCGUCGCCAAAGACGAGCUCUUGGUAUGGAAUCCCUAUUUAGGACAGACGAGGUGGAUCCAACACAGAACAAAAUUCGAGGGGUUCGAAAGUUUGUCCUUGGGAUAUGACAAGAAGAACCGUAAUCACAAAAUCUUGAGGUUUUGCUUUGUUCCUCUGCCAGGCAUAAGCAACUCCAUUGUAGGGUUCGAAAUCUACGAUUUUAGCUCUAAUUCAUGGAAGGUUCUUGAUGUCACUCCUCCCGAAUGGGGGAUAAGGCAUUGUCGACAUAACAGCGUGUCUCUCAAGGGUAAUGCUUAUUUUUCUGCAGUGGAAAGAAGACACGUUCCCCCAUCAAGGAAUGUUGAAGAAGAUUUUUUAGUCUGUUUUGAUUUUACAACCGAGUGCUUUGGACCGCGUCUGCCUCUUCCUUUUGACACUGGCGAUUGUUUUGGAAUUCUCGUGUCUCUCUCUUGUGUUAGAGAUGAGCAGCUCGCGGUCUUGUUUCAACGCUGGGAGACGCAUGAAAGGAUUGAUAUUUGUAUUACCACUAAGAUUGGUCCUAAUUCCGUUUCCUGGACCAAGCUUAUGGUAGGGGUCCCUGGUUUUAUGCUUGACCUUUAUGGUGGGAGUUUUUUCAUUGACGAGGAGAAUAAACUUGCUGUAGUUUUUGAUCUAGACAUGAGAUCUAGGUUCCAAACAGCUCACAUCAUUGCAACAGAUUAUGGAUACUUGAAAUCUGUUGAUAUCAGAGUUUCUCCAGCCGAUUGCCCACUUGUCUACUCUUCAUAUGCUCCAAGCUUAGUGCAACUGCAAUAAUUUGUGUUUUGUCCUUUCUCAUCUUUUAAAACUUAUCACUGUCGAGAAGAAGAUAUGCUUCAUAAUUUUUUUUCCUUUUUUUUUUUUGCAUUUGGAUUUAUGUUCAGUGAAUGAGAAAUUAAGGAAUCAGUACCACAUCUGUUAAUAAACCUCU